GUGUAUGUUCGGGAUCGGCAGCCGUGAAACGGAGGUGUGGAGAAACCGAGCAGCACGAGAAAAGCCACGGAGAGAGAGAUGGCGCAGGACCCAACCGGAGCGCAAGGACAGGUGGGGGGGCUCGAGACAAACCGAGAGGAAGCAAAAAAUAUAAUGUAGUAUCAAUAAAACGAGUCUAAAAGGGAAAGAAAAUAUAUAAUCGGAGGAAAGAAAAUAAUCAACAAAGACAAGAGGAAGAAAACACCAGCCAUAAAAAGGAUACAAAAAACGUCCAUCAACCAGGAUUCAGGAGACAGAACAAACCACCACAACAAACCAACAGACUGGGAGGGAACUUUCCCGCCGUGAGGACUCUGGACUGUUCUGUGGACAUCCAUCCCUCUCCCAGGUCACAUAGAUGGUCGCCAAGCAUUAUGAACGUGCAACUGUCCAUGGAGAGCCUCGGCGACCUGAGCCAUGAGUCUGUGGCCGGUCCAGGAGAGCUGCUAGUCGGCCACAGCCCACACCCUCGCCCGGGUGGGGGCCGAGGGCUGGCGCACCGCUCCAUGGGCAUGACGAGCCUGCUAGACGGGGGAGAAUACCACUCCCAUCACGGACACAACACUGGACACCCCGGUCAUCACCUGCACCCCGCCAUGAGUAUGUGCGAGGCCCCCCCUGGAAUGAGCGCAAGCACCUACACCACCCUCACACCUCUCCAGCCUCCCCUACCCCCCAUCUCCACUGUAGCAGACAAGUUCUCUCAUCAUCACCAUCAUCAUCAUCAUCCACACCACCAUCCUCAUCAUCCUCAUAAUCAUCAUCAGCGACUCCCUGGUAAUGUCACCGGCAGCUUUACGUUUAUGAGGGACGAGAGGGGGCUGGCGCCGAUCAACAACCUCUACUCCCCAUACCACCACAAAGACGCCCCUGGGAUGGGACAGAGCCUCUCCCCACUGUCUGGCUCUGGCCUGGCCGGCCUACACAGCUCCCAGGCCGGCCUGCCUCCCUAUGCCCACCCCGGGGUCUCAGCCUCCAUGCCGGGGGAGAAGAUGCAGUUGACUCCCGGUGGGUUCGAGGCUCAUCACCCCACCAUGCUGGCCAGACACGCCGACCAGCACCUCACCUCCUCGGGGAACAUGCUCCAUAUAAACGGCCUCCAUCACCACCACCCCCAUGCCCACCUCGGAGCCUCGGGGCACGUGCUGGGUCACGGGAACCCCCGGGACAACAACACCCAGAGCCACGCCUCAGGGCCCGGGGUUCAAGUCCAGGGGGUUGGUGGUGGUGGCGGUACCGACGGCAAUUCGACGGGUCAAAUGGAAGAAGUAAACACCAAAGAAGUAGCGCAGAGGAUCACCACAGAGCUGAAGCGUUACUCCAUCCCCCAGGCUAUCUUCGCCCAGAGGGUGUUGUGUCGGUCCCAGGGGACACUGUCAGACCUGCUCCGGAACCCCAAGCCCUGGUCCAAGCUCAAGUCCGGCCGGGAGACCUUCCGCCGGAUGUGGAAGUGGCUGCAGGAGCCUGAGUUCACACGCAUGAGCACGCUCAGGCUCGCAGGUGAGCGAACCCUCGCGUGUAAGCGCAAGGAGCAGGACCAGGGCCACUGUAAAGUUGGUGGUGACCGUGGCGGCAGCGGUGGCAGCAGCGGCGGAAACCACAGCAGCAGCAGCCACAGCGGUAAUGGUGGCCACUCCAAGAAGCCUCGGCUGGUGUUUACCGACGUCCAGAGAAGGACCCUCCACGCCAUCUUCAAGGAGAACAAGCGUCCAUCCAAGGAGCUCCAGAUCACCAUCAGCCAGCAGCUGGGCCUGGAGCUGACCACCGUCUCAAAUUUCUUCAUGAACGCACGCCGACGCAGCCUCGACAAGUGGCUCGACGACAACGGAGGCUCCUCCCACUCCGCUAAUUCCUCUGUCUCCACCUGCAGCAAAGCCUGAGGAGGAGGGACUGGAGGAGAGAGCGGGCACAGUUUUGAGUUGAUUUAACUUGGAAAAAAUAAGUUACCACGCUGACUUACAAUUUUGAAUUAUGUCAUCUCAGGUAAUCAAGUGUUGAGUUGACUACAUUUUAUAUUAGAUAUGGUGUUAGAAGUUUUUAGUUAGCGUGGAGACUUAUUUUUUUCUAGUUUGAAGCAGUCAAGAUGUUUUACUGUGUAUGGGGAGACAGACUGACAGACUCAACCUCGGUGGAAAAGCUUUACAAUGUAGAAACCAGGAGAAACUAAGGAAAAUACCUAUAAACAGCGUUUUGACCUUAAAGCCUGUACUAUAACACUGCUAUUUAUAGUGUCCAAAGAAAAAACAAACCAAAGACUUGUUUUGACCUGCUUUAAAAACUCUGUUCUGGCAUUCUACCCAAUCACUGAUCUCACAGCUUUAAUACCUCCUGCCCACUGUCCUUAUCUUUGAUCUGACUGGUCGGGUUGAGGGAGGGCCUCUGGAUGGACGUUUAAUCAGCCUAUCAGCUGUGUGGGUUCUGACCAGUGGACGGAGAUCCUGUGGGACGGGUCAAUCAGCUUUGAGGAGGAAUCUUACAGGUGCCACUGGAAUGUUCAGUUGCCGUUUGGAUUGGUCAGAGUUUCUGUCCGUCAGGACAAACAGACAUUUGAUUGGUCACAGUUUUCUGUCCGUCAGUAAACCCCAGACACUCCAGGUAGAAGCUGCCAUAAACUGAUCUAGAUUCAGAUUACCUUGCCCCCAAUCCUAUCAGUAACCAUUAGAAGGAUGAAAUAAAUAUUGUUUCUGACCCAUGAUCAGUGAUUAGGGGUGACUUCUACCUCCUUCACUGGAAGAGCAGACAGGGGAGGGGGGAAAUCGCCCCAGUAGGAGCUGCUAACCAUGACCCAUAACCCCUGACCCAUUCCGUAGUGCUUUCUUCCUGUACUGUUGAAACAGUAAAAAUGAAAACCAAAGCUUUCUCCACUCCAGGGCAGGUAGCCUAGACUGUAUGCAGUUAUAAUACCAAAUCACUUUGACAGAAUCACAGCAAGAAGUACAACCAAAGAAUAAUGUCUUAUAUUUUGUAGCUGAUGUUGUAAAGAGUAUUUUUAAAGACAUGAGUGUGACUGUUAACACUCUCCUCUCCUCCAUCUCUCCUAUCUUCCUCUCUCUCCAUCUCUCAGUGGUGGAAAAGUACCCAAUUGUCAUACUUUAAAAAAGUAAAGAUCCCUUAAUAGAAAAGGAGUUGAGUAAAAAUGAGUCACCCAGUAAAAUACUACUUGAGUAAAAGUCUAAAAGUAUUUGGUUUUAAAUAUACCUAAGUAUCAAAAGUAAAUGUAAUUGCUAAAAUAUGUGAAAGUGAAAGUAGAAAUAAUUUCAAAUUCCUUAUAUUGAGCAAACCGGACGGCAUGAUUUCCUUUUAUUUUUUAUGUAUGGAUAGCCAGGGGCACGCUGCAACACUCAGACAUCAUUUACGAAGCAUGUGUGUUUUAUGAGUCCACUAAAUCAGAGGGAGUAGGGAUGACCGGGGAUAUUCUUAUUAUAAGUGCGUGAAUUGAACCAUU
Salvelinus namaycush (lake trout) is the source of this 3484-nucleotide messenger RNA. RefSeq names its product hepatocyte nuclear factor 6-like. The record is from RefSeq and is a predicted model, not a curated record. Gene Ontology annotation, molecular function: RNA polymerase II cis-regulatory region sequence-specific DNA binding; DNA-binding transcription factor activity, RNA polymerase II-specific. Gene Ontology annotation, cellular component: nucleus. NCBI's taxonomy places the organism in Eukaryota, Metazoa, Chordata, Actinopteri, Salmoniformes, Salmonidae. The transcript is spliced from 2 exons. Gene Ontology annotation, biological process: regulation of transcription by RNA polymerase II. The coding region runs from base 414 to 1919 and encodes 501 amino acids.